UCAGGACAGAGACAUUAUAGUUUGAUCGAAAUCAGCGGAAGAAGCUAGUGAGAAAGCAAAUCUGAAAUGUUAAAGAUGGCUGACGUCAGAGCGCUCAUCUUCUGCUGUGUCGCAUUGACUACACUUGACCUUUCAUCCAGUUUUGAAAUACCCAACUUUAACCUGUCCGAUCUCCCUCACUUACCCGGCUUAGGUUCUGAUCUAGAAUUACCCCACUUAAACCGAUCAGAAUUCGGAUUUCCUCAUUUGCCCUUCUUUGGAUCUGGUUUCAAUUUGCCAAGUUUUCCUUCAUUCUUUGGUGUUGGUAGAAAACGGAGAGACACCGACUUCCAGUUUCCCCAUCUAAAUAUGUCAGGUUUUGGGUUGCCCAACUUUUGGUCUAGUUUCCCUCAGUUGCCCAGUUUUCCCUCACUCUUGGAAAGCGACCGAACUCGAAGAGAUACUGAAGCAACGGCUGACAAUCAAGAAGAAAAUCAUCAAGACAGAUUUUUCUUCUCUAGGUUUCCUACCAUAACGAGUUGCAAUACGACUUCACAGGGCGGGCGCUCCUGCCUAAACUGCAGACAAGCGCUGAACUGUUUGGCCAAUAACCUGGGUCUGCUGACCACGUGCCGUGGCCUCUUGCAGUACUGCGACCAGGGCCGGUGCGUGUACAACCGACCUUCCAACUGCACUAGUUAAAAGUUAGGACUCGAAGAUGUGAUACUGUGUUUGUAUUACAAAUAUCAUUAAUUAGAAAAAAAAAAGUUUGCCAUCAAGAUUAUUGUUAUGCCGACAAUAACUAACUCCCCUCUGAAUAUCAGCGAAAGUGUUAAUAAUAAAUAUAAACAAUGCUUCAAU
This is a messenger RNA of Plodia interpunctella (Indianmeal moth), 840 nucleotides long. RefSeq lists its product as uncharacterized. Bases 67 to 681 code for a protein of 204 amino acids. The record is from RefSeq and is a predicted model, not a curated record. The transcript is spliced from 3 exons. NCBI's taxonomy places the organism in Eukaryota, Metazoa, Arthropoda, Insecta, Lepidoptera, Pyralidae.